GAUCACACUCAACUUUGACCUCUACGUGAGUUGCGUCAGGUUUUGACAACAGACUGAAUAUAGAUAGCAUUCCCGUGGAGGAUUAUCUGACUACGCCGCAUGUAAUGGAGCUUUAGGAUCAUUUAGCCAUUGCUGUAGGUUUAAAUAGACAUUUAAACUACAUUAUAUUGUUUAUGUAGACUUUUCCUGUGUUAGGUUUUCUGUUUUGGUUUACCCUGUCUGAUAUUGAGGCACCUUACUUUUGCUAUAGUAAUAGAUGUAUUCCUGAUAUUGUUCCUGGUCUUAUUUUGAAUUGUUGUAUAGUUGCAUUUGUUAACCCGGGUGUUGAGGUAAUCUUUUAGUGCUUCUAACAGUUCUGGGCAGAAGUGCUGUCACAUAUUCUCGUUACCUUGACACGGGCUGAAAGUCUGUCAGCUGCAGAGAAAUGGAGUGUCAAUGUGAAAAGGACAACUCUGAUGCUGCUACAGGCUGGUGGAUGAGCCCCCAGAUGGGAGCCUUUACUGUGGUGGGGUAUCUCCUCUACAGAUUCUCUCAGACACUCCCGUCUCUGAUCCGAUGGCCAAUUCGUCUGUUCUGCUCUCUUACUGGUCUGUCAACUCUUUGGAGCUGGGUGAGCCGCCUAGUGGGAACCCUUCGUGGAAUCCAGAGCCUGUGUAAAUGGCUGUCUCGAAUUUGGGGGUUUGUCGGAACAUCUUCCUCCAAGUUUAAGUGGCUGGUUGCUGUCAUCACAGGGUCAUCCGGAGAUGGAGCACUGGGGUCAGAGAGGGAUCCGACCAGCAGCGCCAACCAACCAGGCCUGAGGCUGAUCCUCUUGGGGCCCACAGGUGGAGGACGGACCUCCCUCGCCGAUACUUUGUUGGGCGGCAGCGAGAAAACGGCACCCAUGGGUCCCCUAAUGGAGAGCACCAAGAGAAGGACAGUCAUGGGUGGUAGAGAGGUUAUAGUGAUCGACACCCCAGAUCUUUUAGGGCCGUCAAUGGGGAACAACAAAAGAGCCAGGGAAGCUCUGAGGAGCCUCCAGCUCUCCAGUCCUGGACCACACGCCUUCCUGCUGGUGAUACCAGCUGGGGGCUCCAGCACAGGGAUCAAUCAGGAUAUGGCUAAGGCGAUCCGAUCCACCCUUGAGCUGUUUGGAGACGGGGUUGCGACGUACAUAAUACCAGUACUCACCCAUGUAGACUGCCUGGGUCGAAACCAUACGAUAGAUCAGAUGCUGGAUGCGGACUCUGAAGGUCUGGAGAGGGCUCUGUCUCGGUGCAACCAGAGGUCAGAGCUGGUGGACAACGGGCCAGACUGCCCCCCAGAGGCAAAGAGCGUGAUGCGCAGGCAGCUGGUGGGGCGGGUGACGGAGAUGAACGGGGGACAUUUCGUCCACGAGCUGCAGAGGAGGGAGGACCGCAUCAGGGAGGAGCUGCUAACUGACAUGGGCUCCGUACUGGCUGGAAAACUGGGGGGACACAAAUGAGAGGGGGGAAGGUGAAGUGUGUGUGUGUGUAAGUGUGUGUGUGUGUGUGUGUCUGGGCAGUGAAACAAUAAGGAGGCAGGAUUAAAAUAGCAAUAUUGACCUUUAGUGUGAGGGGGAUUCUUUGCUUGAAGUAUAUUGGUCACUCUGCUGGUUUACCACUGUUCCAGAUGAAUUUAAUACCUGUGACCGCCUUUGGCUUUCAACAAGCCGCAGAUGCUUUUGGUUAGAAAUCACACUUCUCUUUUCCAGUUUGGUGUGUUGUAAGCAAAGGGCUUGGCCCUCCCUUAUCUUUAAUAAUUCAUAAGAGAUAUCAAACUUUAAAGACGAUCAGGGAAAAUAAACCGAAGUCACGUUGGGACUAGAGUUCAGCGGUACUGUUCGAAUGUAUACUGUGCUUUCUCCAGAGGCCUCUGAAAUGGCAAAUGAACAACUGCUUAUGAAAUAAAGGACGAAGUUGUGAUCAGAAAAAAUAUCUUCAUCAGUAUGUCAACGGAUGACAAUAACAAGUCGAUGUAUGGUAUAAUGAUAUCACUCAAUCUUACAUUACUUUGAUAACAUAUUAUCAGUAUUAUCUCUUUUUUGCAAGUAUAUGUUGUCAAUGUAGUGCAGUGUAAACCCUUUUUAUUUAAUAACCGUUCAUGUUGCCCACGUCGAGUAAAGCAGAUCGUUUCUCUGGUCAGAGAGCGUUCGUCCAAACAGUGAAGACCUUCAACAGACCGAUCACAUUCCUCAUACAUGAUGAUGUAUAAAUGUGUAACAUUCAACACAAGAGGAACAACUCCUGUGUCCGUUAAUAGCGUUAGCAAACCUUGUGUCAUAAUGUUUCUCUUCAGUAGACUAAAAAGGACCAUUAACAAUGUCAUGGUUAUCUAAAGUGUCCCCUUGUUGCAUCUUUUGUGUUCCACAUCAUGUCCGGUGUGUGAAUCCAUUGUUUCCAGUGAUUCC
Molecule: messenger RNA, 2410 nt
Organism: Cyclopterus lumpus (lumpfish)
Lineage: Eukaryota; Metazoa; Chordata; Actinopteri; Perciformes; Cyclopteridae
Product: GTPase IMAP family member 4-like
Exons: 7
Coding region: 425-1465 (346 amino acids)
Molecular function (GO): GTP binding
Source: RefSeq, a predicted model, not a curated record